Physeter macrocephalus (sperm whale) is the source of this 5510-nucleotide messenger RNA. RefSeq names its product inducible T cell costimulator ligand (gene ICOSLG). Gene Ontology annotation, molecular function: signaling receptor binding. The coding region runs from base 125 to 1150 and encodes 341 amino acids. Gene Ontology annotation, cellular component: external side of plasma membrane. The record is from RefSeq and is a predicted model, not a curated record. Gene Ontology annotation, biological process: regulation of cytokine production; T cell receptor signaling pathway. Lineage: Eukaryota; Metazoa; Chordata; Mammalia; Artiodactyla; Physeteridae. The transcript is spliced from 6 exons.
GCAGCGAGUGCCGGCCGCUCCGAGGGCUCCCGCGGCCCGAGGGCUCCCGCGGCCCGCGGGCUCUAGUGCUCCGAGACCUCCCGCCGUCCGAGUUCCCCCGUGGCCCGGGGUCUCCGCCCCCACCAUGCGGCCGAGGAGUCCUGGGCUGUUCCUGCUGUUACUCUGUGGCCUGCGAGCUGAGAUUCAAGAAGAAGAAGUCAGAGCGAUGGUGGGCAGUGAUGUCUGGCUCAGCUGCAUUUACCCUAAAGGAAACAGCUUCGAUUUAAAUGACCUUUAUGUUUACUGGCAAAUCAGCGUGCCGGGCAAACGGAACGCCAACUCUGUGGUGACUUACUACCUCUCGGGAAACAGCUCUGCCGGCCAUGGUAACAACCACUACAGGGGAAGGGCCCGGCUGUCCCUGGACAGCAUGAAGCAGGGCAACUUCUCGCUACACCUGCACAAUGUCACCCCCCGGGACGAGCAGAAGUUCAACUGCCUGGUGUUUCGGAAAUCCUUAGAAUUAGAAAAGAUUUUGGAAGUCACGGUCACGCUAAACGUGGCAGCAAACUACAGCACGCCAGUGGUCAGCGGCCCAUCCCAGGACGAGGAGCUCAUCUUCACGUGCACGUCCACGAAUGGCUACCCGCGGCCCAACGUGUACUGGAUCAACAAGACGGACAACAGCCUGCUGGACGACACCCUGCAGAACAGCACCGUGUCCCUCAACGCACGGGGCCUGUACGACGUGGUCAGCGUCCUGCGGGUCGGGCGGAGCCCCACCAUCGACGUGGGCUGCUGCAUCGAGAACGUGCUUCUUCACCAGAACCUGACCAGCGGCCAGACAGAAAUGUUCAUGGGAACCAAGGACAGCAUCACAGAGGACCCAGUGGACGACACCCAAGAUGCGGUGAACUGGCCGGUUCUCAGUGUCCUUGCCGUGCUGGCCGUGGCCAUGGCCGUGGCCGUGGCCACGGGCUGGCUGUGCAGGAGGAGGUGUCCCUACAGAAGCUACGCAGGCGCCCAGGCUGCGAGGCCGGAGCUGGAGCUCACGGGUCAGUUUGCCAGGAGGGAAGGAGAGCCUUGGAGGAAGCGCGGGUCCACGGGCUCGGGCGAGCUGGGCGCUCCACUCUCUCUGUGCCCGCCGUUCAGCACGGGUGCUACUCGAUGACCAGGAAAUAGGCCUUUCCACUUUCAGAGACGGUGAAACCCCAAGUGAAGGCCUGUCCCCCUGGCCUUCCUUGGCGUGUAAGCCCGUCCUCUUGCUGACAUUGUGCUCUGGGAUUUUCCAAACGUACAGCUACACGUACAUGUCAGCAGAGAGCCUGGGACCACAGCCCCGCUGCCCCUCCCCAGCUGCCCGGCCCGUCCUCCCGUUCUCCCUCCGUCUCAGCCCCACGGGGUUGAGAUGGGGGGCGGGGCUCUCCAGCAAGGCCAGACCCUUUGUGCGGGCACCUCACCGUCCCAGAGCAAAGGUCAGAGUGAGUCCCACCCCAGUUUGGGAAAGUAGCCGCACGCAGGGCCUUCGGUUUCGGCUUCCCGCCGGCAGGUGCCUCGGGCUGCCAGGGCCUUCGUGGUCGGGCCGGCAGGCUCCACACCUGAGGCCAACGACCACGCCUCUGAGCCCCAUUUCUCCAGCUGUGAGAAGGGUCGUCAGGGGAGGGUGGGCCCGAGGUGAGCACCACCCACGCGGCGGUGCCCGCCCACCUGUUCACCCAGGCGAUUCCGGGGCACGCGGCUGCCUGGUGCCGCAGCAGGCUCCCUCCCGAGGCCACUUUCAGACGGUGCGGGACACAGCUUGCUAAAGAAUCCGGGCCUGCUGACCUGAGAGUCCGACGGGGCGCCCGUCUGCAGGCGUUUUCAAGCCUGUUUUCACCGUCCUGCUUCCUGAGCCAGAAUGAGCUGAGUCUGUGCUCACGGCCCUCCCUCCUCUUUCCUUCCAAGAGCACGUGGUGUGACGAGGGCUCCCCAGGAUGUGCCUCCAGCGGGGACGUCGGAUGGCAGCUUGCGAAUUGACCCGGGCAGGCUGGGCAGAGGACGCCGUCUGCGCCCGUGUUGGGGGCUGCGCGGACGCUGGGCCGCCUGGCCUUGCGGGGACACGUGGGCGCCCCCCGGAGGGGCCACGCUGACCCCGGGGAGCACGUGGCGGGCACGGCCCUGACCCUGGCAGCACUUUCAGAGGGUCGGCACCUCCUCGGGGAUGCACGUGCCCCCAGGUAGGUGGGCUCCCCACCUUCGCUGCCAAACACAGGACCAGAAAAGGCUUGUGACGGCUCCCUUUCCGCCACCAGCCCCCGAGAGCCUGCAGCGCUUCUCAGCAUCCUGGAGCGGACGGGCUUCUGAGGCCACUCUCUUCCGGGAUGGCCAGUGCUAGGCCGUGUUCGCUCCAGGUGCAGGGGCCACGUGCUGGCUCUGCUGGUCCGUCUCCUGCCCCACCUCCGCCCCGAGGACCCGGCGUCUGUGCACACGUGUCCUGAAGCACUGAGCGGGCGGCACCGGAAAAGCCCCUGGAAUUCGUGUCCCUCCAGAACGCUCCCUGGGAGGAAAACCCGACCUCAUUUGUUUUGGUCAAAAGCUAGGUUUCCCUCCUCAAAAACACGUUGAAAAAACAAACAAACAAAAAAAACCACAGUGGAAUUCUGGGAGAAGGUCUGUGCUGGGCGGUGCAGCUGGGCACGGUGGCCCAGGGCUCAGGCUCCGCUGCAGGGAACAGACAGGCAGGGCUGGGACACGCGUCUCCAGCAGACACCCGCAUGGACAGGUGACCGUCACGGUCCUUCAAACUGGGGCCGUGAGUGGACGGUGGGCGGCCUUCCGGCCGCAUGGCAGCCUUUCUUCAAACGCAGCAGCAAUUCCCUCGAAUCUUGCUGGGCAGCCCCUGCCGGCCCCGCACCGUCACCCAGGGCCCCUCGCGGGCCUCCCCUGGGGACCUGCACGGUCGUGACGGAGAUUUCACCUCACGUGCCGGGUUCCUCGGAGCCCACCGGGCCCCCUGGGCGACUGGAGUGGGGCAGUGGCCAAGUCCACGGAGGUGGCAGCCCGACGCCCUGACCCUGCCCAGGCGGUUUCCGUGUUGAUUCCUGGAUUGCAUCUAGCAGUUCACUGUUUCCAGAAGGUUCUGCAAAGGUGGCUGCCAGGUAACCCCGGUGGGCACGCCCCCAGGAAACGGGUCUGUCGCCCCUGUGGUCAUUCAGCACCGACGGGCACGUGAGCCCUGCACUCCCCAGACCCAGACUCGCAGCAAACUCAACAAGGCCGGCUCAGCGCGGAACCUGAGCCAACAGUGUUCCCAGAAAUGGCGCGUGUGUUUGUCUGUUUUUGUACCAAAGAGCCUUCACGUGGCUUUUAAAUAGGUGUGAUGAGGGAUCCACACAGACUUUAGCAUGAAAGCAUUAGAAGACCAGUGUGGCUCCUCAGAGUGACAGGAGGUGACUCGUGGCAUCGCGAGCAGGAAGCCCGAGGGGCCCUGGAGUGCAGCAGGAGGGGUGCGCCCGUGGUCGCAGGCCUGUGCCCACGGCUGAUGUGACACCAGGACAGGUGCGCCUAGGGGCCUCUCCGCCGUCCUGCCGGAGGCCCAGCCUGCAGACCCUGAGAGGCCCCUGGAGCUGGUCGGGGCGGGGGUCUCAGCCCAGCAGGACGGGGCAGCCGCAGGGAGACUGAGCGUGCUUCCAGCUUUCCUAUCAGAAGGGGUUUCCUUCCUGGGGAAGCGGCUAGGCCGGCCUCCCGCUCAGGCCCCGUGACGCGGCCGCCCGGGGCUCUCCCCGCACGCGCUCGCGGGCUCUGCCUGGACCCUGGGCUCCCGGGCGGUCGAGACCACGCCCUCCAGGCUCCGGACCCCGGGUCAUCACCUCCCCGCUGGGCCCCGGCGGACCCUCGCCGCUCCCUCCGGCCUCUGGGGCCACGAGGGCGCACUCUGCCCAGCUCGCACGGCUCACCCUUGGCCUGUCCACCCCGGGAGCCGCUGCUUGCUCCUCACGCUAUGUCGUGGACGGUGUGCGAGUGCCACGUUUUGACGUUUCUGGAAGCCUGGAUUUGGAGAAUACAAGCAGUCGGCGUGCCUGCGUCUGGCCGCUUUGGUCAGCGUGCGCGUGGGCUCGGUCCACUCAGCCCAUCCUGACUGCCGUCGGGGACCCUGCCCCUGCCCCGUCCGUCCUCACCCGGGUGGCCCCGCCCCCCAGGCGACAUUGGUCCGUGUGGAGGCAUUUGGGUUGUCACUCUUGGGGGUUCCUACUGGCUUCUAACGGGCGGAGAGCGGGACGCUGCUCGACGUCCCACCACGGACGGGGACCCAGAGGUCAGCGGCCCGAGGGUGAGGAUCCCGUGUCACCUUCCCGGGGAGGGCGGGGCAGCGAGCCGCGGUCCCCGUCCCCGUCGCACGGGGCACAGGAGAGGUGACUCAUGGCUCAGGGCCAGGCCCGGGGAACGUUCCAGGUCAGGGGCCAGCCAGGCGCAAGGGUCCGAGGUGCUGGCACUGCCGUGGGGGCAGAGGCCACCUGGCCGCCCCAGCAACCGGAGUCCUGGCCUCUGGGGCCCCGUGGCCCCUGCCCCCAGCGCCCUGCUCGCGGAGCUGCGCAGUGAACACCCAUCAGGGAGGCGGAGCCAGGCCGGCAGAUGGAGGCUCGUCUCGAGGGCAGGGGACAGAAGGGAAGUAGCAGCCGCAUGACCAGAGCGCCUCACCCUCCCGCAAGGUGAGAAGGCUGGAGCCAGGUUCUGCCUGCAGCUCGGACCCUCCCCGUGACCGCAGCCCGCACCCUGGGGAGGGCAGCCGAGGCUCCGGGAACCUCAGGAGAAGGCACCCUGCUCUGCCGCUGCCCGGCGGGGCCCCGGUGCUGUGACGCUGGACGCUGCCCGGCGCGGCCCUGGUGCUGUGACGCACUGCAGCCCAAAGAUCAUCUGGGGCUGAAGGGGGCAGUCUUGCCCCCCUAGGGUGGCCUUCCUGGCCCACAGCCGUCCUGCCUGCCCCGACGACGUGUCCGUUCUCCGGCCCUGACACAGCUCCGCCCCCUGGAUCCCCAGCUUCCCGGUAACGCUUCCAGACUCCCGAGUCCCAAGGGGAGAGCCUCUGUAGUUACUGGUAAACAUGUCACGGUUUCCCUGAAUCCGUGUUGGUCCUUCUGUCAUCAGGGAGAAGCAAGAGGCUGGGGUCUUCAGUGUCGGGAAUUCAGGGGCUAGUCCCAGUGACCAGAGGUGCGGCCCACCCUGAGCUCUGGGGAGGGGACUUCUGGCACACCCCUGCUGGGAGGGUACAGUAAACAUUUCCUGGGGGGGGGGGAUGGGCCCCGCAAGACCGACAUUGACAAAGCUGCAAGGCCCAAGAGGUGCACAGGCCCCUGGUCAGCCAGCCCGUGUCAGGGCCAGACGCAGGGCCACACCAGGACCCAAGGCUCCAAAGGCCCCGAUCUGGGUCUUGGGGGAGUGACCAAGGAGUGUGCAGGCCAGGAACCGACCAGGAUCCUCCUCCCCGCCCCCGCUGCCCUCCCUCCUCACCUUCCUGGCCCUUCUCUACCCCCUUACACUGUCCUGUGGCCCGA